Messenger RNA from Lasiosphaeria miniovina, 426 nucleotides. RefSeq lists its product as uncharacterized. The transcript has a single exon. The coding region runs from base 1 to 426 and encodes 141 amino acids. The record is from RefSeq and is a predicted model, not a curated record. NCBI's taxonomy places the organism in Eukaryota, Fungi, Ascomycota, Sordariomycetes, Sordariales, Lasiosphaeriaceae.
AUGUCGUUCGGAUAUGGAAUCGGCGAUUUCAUCGCCGGUGCCAACCUCGCUCACCAGCUCAUUCGCGUCAUGACCGAGACAAGGGGAGCCUGCACCGAGUACCAAGAAGCCAUGACAGAGCUGUGCGCAAUUCAACAGGCUUUCAUCCAUGUGAGCCAGAUCAGCCGGAGCAGUGUUCUCCCCCAGGCUACCCUCAACUCGGCUUCCUUCAUUGUCAUGUCGUCGAUGGACAUCAUCGAGAAAUUCCUCAAUCGAACCAAGUUCUACCAGAAGAAGCUUGCCGGUUCCGAGCCUUCUGCUGCGGCCGGGAGCUGGUGCAAGGUCGGCUGGGCUCUGUUCAAAAAGGAAGAGCUGAAAACACUGCGCGACUCUCUGCACUGCCGUCUCGUGGCCAUCAAUACUCUCUUCGCUGCUGCUCAUCAGUAA